GUUGGUAGUGGGCUGUUUCCCACGAUGGUUCAUGGCCUAGCUCUUCCCUUGGGUGUCGUUGUACUUUGGUCGGGUUUGCGCGACGCAUGUGCAUCCAAGCUUUUACUAAGGAGUCUGCAUUCAAUCGGCACAGUGCCACCAAUGAAUGUUGCCGAGAUGCCAUCAGGUAAAGCCCUCCAAGUCGAAGCUCCAGAACCUCUAGCCGUUGCCAUUGCCGUGCCCGAUGGGUCCGUCACCACCUCACUAGAUUUCGCCAAUGGCUAUGGAACCAGCUUCGAAUGCACUAGCGUGUGCCACUUCAUCACAAUUUCGUUCGCGCUUGCCAUCGGGCUGUUUCUGAUCCUCUUGCUUGUGAUUCCGGUGAGCACAACCAACUACGUCAAGUCUUCUAGUCGGAAACGUGUGUCCAAGCGGCCACUGGACGCCGCCGCAGACGAAUUGCCAUAUCAAGUUGCGCCGCAUGCACCCCCCCAAGCGUUGCAUUCACGAGAUCGUCGUGUAGCCAACGACGUUGCAGCCGCAAUUGAUGACGACAUCGAUACCACUGACGCGUCGCGCUAUGAUUUCAUUGCUUCCUUAUCCGCAGGACCCAACGACACCCAGCCACUUAUCAAGGCGAUCCGAACUGCCUCCAUGUUGUCUCCGCGAAGUCAGAGGCUUCGCACUGCGUUGGGGCAGUCCCCAUUAGGAGCGGCUAGAGCAAAGCAGCAACAUCGAGGCGUAGCAGAGUCGGCGCCACCUCCGGCCCCGUCCACGACGAGUUACGAGACUUUGAAGGACGAAGAAAUUCAAGAGGCCGAGUACCUCGAGUUCGUUCGACGAUUAAGUGGGGAUGGGAUUGUUCUGAAGCGCAUCAAAACCAAAGGUCGCGGUGUUAAGAUCGCCAAGUGGCGCAUUCGACUGACGCAUGACAUGAUGGCCCUCCAUUUGAGCAAGCAAGAAGGGCUGCAUGUGCUGAAAAAGACUGAAAGCGUCCAAGUCAAAGACAUCGUGGGCAUGACCACAGGAACGUUGGAAGCCGGCGGCGCGAUCUAUUUGUCCCUGUUGCAAGUGGACAACUCGUCGUUGGACUUUCAAGCCGACAACGAAGCGAUGCACCAAAAGAUGUACAAUGGCUUUGGCAUGCUCUUGCGGGGGGCACAGCCAGGGAAAACUUGAAGGAUAAUAACAUUGAUUUCAUGGUGUGUACGUAACGCA
Messenger RNA from Aphanomyces astaci, 1197 nucleotides. RefSeq lists its product as hypothetical. The record is from RefSeq and is a predicted model, not a curated record. Lineage: Eukaryota; Oomycota; Saprolegniomycetes; Saprolegniales; Verrucalvaceae. The transcript has a single exon. The coding region runs from base 25 to 1158 and encodes 377 amino acids.